AGGGGCACUGGCACCAAGAGGCCUCACACAGCGGCUUGGAUAGUGUCCCGGUGCCCAACCAAUGGAAAGUGCAAAGGGUGGCACCACGGGGCAGAGAGACCAGACCUGGCCCAGGACUCCUAUAAGCAGGGACGUCUCUUCGCUGCCCACGUCGGGAUGGCGGCGACGGUGAGCGUGGAGCCCGCGGGCCCCUGCUGCUGGGACGAGCCGGUGCGCAUCGCCGUGCGCGGCCUGGCCCCCGAGCAGCCGGUCACGCUGCGCGCGUCCCUGCGCGACGAGAAGGGCGCGCUCUUCCGGGCCCACGCGCGCUACUGCGCCGACGCCGGCGGCCAGCUGGACCUGGCGCGCGCGCCCGCGCUGGGCGGCAGCUUCGCGGGGCUCGAGCCCAUGGGGCUCCUCUGGGCCCUGCAGCCCGACAGGCCCUUCUGGCGUCUGACCAAGCGGGACGUGCAGACGCCGCUGGCCGUGGAGCUGGAGGUGCUGGACGGCCACGCCCCGGAGCCCGGGCAGCUCCUGGCCCGCGCGCUGCUGGAGCGCCGCUUCCUGCCGCCGGGGGUGCGGCGCCAGCCGGUGCGCGCAGGCCGGGUGCGCGCCACGCUCUUCCUGCCGCCAGGGACAUUACUGCGGAUCCGACGCUGAUACCGCUUUGGGUGAGGAAAACACGUGCCCCGGGCGCUCGGCGCGCCGUCACGCGCCCGACCGCUCCGCGUCACCAGCAGCCGCCCGGCCGCCCGGAGCCGCGCGGGAGGACCCCGGCGGCCGCCACGCCGUCCCACAAUGCUCCGCUCAGGCCUCCCUGCGGGCGGAGAGAAAGGACCGCUGCCGGCGUAGGCCUCCGCGGAGGGCUCCGAGGACUGCGCACGCGCACUGACCCCGGCGGGCCCUAGCAACCAGAGCAGUGACAGUAGCAACGGGCGGAAUGG
Molecule: messenger RNA, 923 nt
Organism: Oryctolagus cuniculus (rabbit)
Lineage: Eukaryota; Metazoa; Chordata; Mammalia; Lagomorpha; Leporidae
Product: peroxisomal succinyl-coenzyme A thioesterase
Biological process (GO): fatty acid metabolic process; acyl-CoA metabolic process
Molecular function (GO): fatty acyl-CoA hydrolase activity
Source: RefSeq, a predicted model, not a curated record